CAACCAUACGCCACAAACCCAGCUGUAUGUUUCCACUGUGUCCUCUGUGUUCACUGGCACCAGACUGGCACGCACCGCUCUGUCACUCCUUUGAGCACGGCCCUCCUCACCCCUUCUCUCUGCAGCGUGGAGCAAAGAUCUGAAAUCAUUUCCUGUCUGCAGCUCUCUCUUGUUUUCAGUGGAUUUUUGUUUUUUUAAGAGCUGACAAACCUUCGGUCGUUUAGUUUUUUUUGUGGAAGAACCAGUUUUGGAGACGUUCCUCCUGAGUGGAUUUUUUUUAGCUUCUAAGAGUUGUGUAAAUCUUCCAAGAUGGCACCUGUGAAGACAUGGGUAUUGGGACUCAUGCUGGUGCUCCUGUGCCCAUCCCAGCUGCCACUCUCUGGGGUAGUGAGUGCCCAGAACAUGGCCGAAGCAGACCUCCAAGCCAGAAACGAUGAGGUUGUGGCAGAGGAGGGCGAGACCUCUGAGGGCGAUGGUGGUGCUGUUGAGGAAGAGGAAGCGGUAGAAGAAGAGGGAGGUGAAGAAGAAUCAGACGAGGAGGAGGAUGAUGAUGCCGAAGAAGAGGAGGGUGAUGAGGCGGCAGCCGAGGAGGAGGAUGAUGAGGAGGAGGGAGAGGCUGCAGAUGAGGUAGAGGAUGACGAUGAAGAAGAGGAGAAGGACGAUGAGGAGGAAGAGGCUUCAGAUGAGGUAGAGGAUGACGAUGAAGAAGAGGAGAAGGACGAUGAGGAGGAAGAGGAAGAGGCUUCAGAUGAGGUAGAAGAUGACAAUGAAGAAGAGGAGGAGGAUGAGGAGGAAGAGGCUGCAGAUGAGGAUGAUGCAGAAAAAGAAGAAGAGAAGGAGGAGGCUGCAGAUGAGGAUGAUGAAGAAGAAGAAGAAGAAGAUGCUAAGGAAGAGGAGGCAACUGAAGGAGAGGAGGUUGCUGCGGAAGAGGAGGGUGAUGAUGCUGAGGAGGAAGAGGACGAUCAUGAUGAGCAUGAGGCCGUCGCAGCAGAGACCCAUGGUGACGAACACGCCCUCUCUGACAUGCUGCACUUCCGCUCUGGCUCUUGGUGCAGCGUUUGCUCCGUCUGCCAGCACUGCUCUAGUAGCUGUGAUAAGUGCCCAUGUGAGGAGGGAGACGAGUCAGAUCACUGCGUGCACUGUCAGGGAUGUUCGUCCUGCUACCUCUGCCCCAUACUGUGUGACACCAUUUGCUCCCCAGGCGGCCUUGUGGAUGAGCUGACUGGGUCCCUCUUUCAGACCUUUUCCUAUAUUCUUUGAGCAACCCUUGAGACUUCGCCCCUUUAGCAUCCUCCUGUGGUCACAAGAUGUAUGUCGUUUAGGACUGGCGCCGCCUGGCUUCACGCCCUGAAUCUGACGGCUCACGUUUCAAUUUUUACUAAAAGCUGCAAAGAGUCUGUUUGUAGAAUUUCAUUUGAUGCCCUUGAUUUUGUGUAUUUUCAAUGCAAAAUACAGUAUUUCUAAGGCUAGGAUUUAUUCAUAUGUUUUUUUUGUAGGAGCGUUAUUGUAAAACAACUUUAGCUGAGCAAGAAAUAUUUGUGGGCCCGUCUUGUGGCGGGAGUCUGUAUUGACACACUAAAUAGAUGAAAAUGAAUGUAAAUAUAAAA
Paralichthys olivaceus (Japanese flounder) is the source of this 1607-nucleotide messenger RNA. Its product is annotated as sarcoplasmic reticulum histidine-rich calcium-binding protein-like. Gene Ontology annotation, molecular function: calcium ion binding. Lineage: Eukaryota; Metazoa; Chordata; Actinopteri; Pleuronectiformes; Paralichthyidae. The record is from RefSeq and is a predicted model, not a curated record.